AUGUCAUCGGUAGCAAUCGAUUACAAACCUAAGUCUUCUGGCGGAGAGACGUUGGCCAACCUUUUGCCCGGGGCUGCUGAACGCAUUGCCCAGAGCAUGAGCGAGAACCCAUUGAACAUGAUUGGCAUCGGUGUUGUUGUGGGCGCUCUCGAUAUCAAGGACCCAAUCCAGGUGCUGGCCAACUAUGAGCCGGACAAGGAGGAUGUUGGCAUCAUGAUCACCUCUGUCAUUGGUGUUAUCCCAAUGGUCGGCCCAAUCCUCCAGGGUAUCUUUACUCUGUACUGGCGCAGAGCCUCCGAUCAGGAGGAGAACGUCACCAAAGAGGAGCUUGAGAAGAAAAUCAAGUCCCUCAAGGAGGAUAUGAUCAAGACGAUGGAGAACAAGAUCAAAGAUUCUGAGAUCACCCAGUGGACCCAGCUCUGUGGCACUUUCGUCCAGACUCUCUCUGACAACUGUGAGGCCCUGUCCAACGACAUGAACGCCCUGUCCUACCAGCUCCAAACCAACGGCCAGGCCAGCGAGCAGGUCAAGGAGAGCGUGCGCAUCAAGUUGGACAUCACCCGUGACAAGGUGAUGACCAUCAUGAAGUUCUGUGCCAACAACAACUUCGUCAAGUACACCGUCUCCUACUACAUCGAGUGUCUGUUCAUCUAUGGCCUGGUCCUCCGCCACUAUGACAGCUUCUGGUACCAGCUUGGAAUCGACCCAAUUUUUGUGGCUGGCGCCGAGGCCAAGGGCAACGCACCUGGAGUCCUCUCGUUCCGCGAGAAGCUACACCAAACCAUCACCUUUGGUGUGCAGCAGCUCAAGACAGUGAUUGAGUCAGGAGACUGUUCUGAACAAGACUUGGCACGCGCGUCCAUUGUGCUCAAGCAGGACAUGUUCUGGUACCCAGUCCCACUUAUCUGCCAUAACCCCGAGACCAACUACCAGCUGAAGACCUACGCCCUGCCCGAGAAGUCUGGCCCUUUCAUCUUCCGCAUCCCUGGCGAGAACCUCACGCCUAAAAUGUGGAAGCCAAACUUCAUUUGGAAGGCUCCCAAAAAGGAGUAUUUCAGCGACUGCUACGGCCAGGGCAUCGUGAACAGCCGUGUCAACGUGUCGAUGAGCUCGCCUCGCGACGUCUCAGUCCGCUUCUUUGGCGAUUAUGGAGUCGAGAAUUUGAAGUGCGAUUUCCGUUGCUCCUCCAUGGCUGGCGAUGAGGAGGUCGAGAGUACCACAGUAACCGAUUUGAUCCAGCCAGGCUUGGAGUACUUUGCCACUGGUGUGUACUGUAAGGAAGGUUUCUACGACAUGGCCGUGAAGAAGGGCGGUUUCAAGGCCGGCUGGGCCAUGUCCGAGAAGCUGAGCAAUGUGUCCAACCUGGCUCUCAAACUGAACGCUAUGCAAGACCCACCCUACCCCCACCCUGGCUACUUCUGCAAGCUUCUCUUUGUCGAGAUCAUCGUCCAUAACUAG
Acytostelium subglobosum LB1 is the source of this 1458-nucleotide messenger RNA. RefSeq lists its product as hypothetical. The record is from RefSeq and is a predicted model, not a curated record. Lineage: Eukaryota; Evosea; Eumycetozoa; Acytosteliales; Acytosteliaceae. The transcript has 3 exons. Gene Ontology annotation, molecular function: toxin activity. Bases 1 to 1458 code for a protein of 485 amino acids.